AAAGAUGUUCGGUAGUUGCCAGUCAAUUUUAAAGAAUAUCGUUGCUAUUCCAGCAGGUUUCGAUUCUCAGAUGUGGCAGAGUGUUAGAUGUGCUUCAAAGAAAGCAGGAGGUUCCACUAAAAAUAUGAAAGGUCGUACAAUUGGUAAACGCAGGGGAUGGAAGAGACAGGAUGGCCAGUUUGUCCACGCUGGAGAGAUCCUGGUACGACAACUUGGCUUGCGCUACUAUCCGGGACAGUAUGUGAGGGCUGGCUUUGACAACACACUAACAGCUUUAGAAGAUGGACAAGUUAUUGUUACUUGUGAGAAGUUAUCUCCAUAUCCAGACAGUCCUCUGUAUGAACCAGUCUCACAGGGACUAACAGUCUAUAAGAAGUUUUUUCAUGUGCUUCCUGUACCUCAACAUGGGAAGUUCAAACUUGUCUCUCAAGUCUGAUGCUGCUGGUACUAGUGUGUGUGUAACCUUCAAUGGCAAAGGGAUCGCUACUGGAUAUUCCAUGUGAUCCCUAAAAAGCAGAGUUUGGAGGGAAGUGCAAACUUCCAUGAAUCUGGGGUUGUUCACAGGAAGUAGUGGCCACUUGGCAUUAUUUAGCGCCACUAGCGUUGAACAUUACCAGUGAUCGCCAACAAUUUCCACUCAUGUUACCUUGGGUUAAGUGAACAUAUAUGUGCUGAAAUAAAUGGAAGUAGUGCUUCAAGUGUGAUUUGUCUGUAUGACCCAGUAGCAGACCACAAGUCAAUAUUUUCAGCUUUGACCAGACAAUGACAUUCUUCAUCAGUUCACAUACACACGUGGAAUUUGUUGUUAUAGGAGAAUUACAGAUACUGAGAUGGACACGCCAAUUCCACAGUGUGGAAUUAGAACUGUCUACAUGCUCUCACAUUCAUGGUUUGUGUCAGUCUUUACGAGGGCCUCUCAAUAUGAAGUUAUGUGACAUGUACGGACUGGAAUUUAUUAAAGGAGAAGAAAACAUAAAAAGGAUACCAAAAUCAGAUGAAAGAGUGUCAAAACUUAUUUGCAAGUAUGAUCUUUAAUUUUUUUUUUGAAGAGAAAAGCGUGUUUGAAAAUAUUUUUAUAUGGUGGGUAUUUGGGACCAAGUAUUGGUAUUUAUCAUUGCUGCAUAAUAAUGUUCUAAAUAAGGAUGUGAUGCUUGUCCAAUAAAUUUAUUUGAAUGUAAAUUUGUUUAUAUCGACAUAUAUGCAUUUAACCUAAAUACGAUAAUAUUUAUGAACAUAUUAAAAAUAUAAAUUUGAUCCAAAUUGAGGUUUAAUACAUUUGUUAGCUCACAAGAACAAAUUCUAGUGCAAAAAUAUUUGUUAAACCUGUGUUACAUCCUCAUUUAUGAUGUUAUUAAACAAAGACUAUAAAUACCAAAAGGUGAUCCCAAAUACCCACCAUACAAAAAUUAUUUCCAAAUGUCUUUUCGUCCUUACGGAAAAAUGGGAAAAAAUAUUGAAGACAACAUUGAAGAAUGACUUUUCUCACUCUUUCAUCUGAACUUUGUCAUUUUUAUGUUUUCUCCACCUUUAAGGAGGCGGAAGUUUAGCUGUGUUCUAGAGAGGUGGUGGUAAUGUGAAGCCACACCUUGAUCAAUUGUUACAUCAAACAUUUGUUCUAGUGCAAUAUAUAUAAUAUAACACUAAAAUGGCUUCAAGGCCCUGCAGCUGGCUGUUGGACAGAUCCCCAUUGUGGAAUUUCUUCAGCUUCUUGCCACAUGAAGGUAGUUUCAUCCACCCUUUAAAACUGACUGCCAUCUUGUAACUGAAAUACUCAGGACAAAAAACAAGCAGUGAAAGAUCAGGAAGUUUUGUACCGAUGUCUGUUAAUGUUAUGGAACAUAAUUUUUCAUUUGGUCAAAAGUAAAUGCUAACAUGUAAGAGGCAGUUGUAAUGUGGCAAAACUUGUAGUGUAGAUUGUUUAUCAAGUUGGAGUACUUGUACCAUGACAGUGUCAUCACACUACUACUGAAUGACUUGCAAGACAAUACAAUCACAGGCCUAGGUCUAAAUUUUACCAGGAAUUGUCUACGAAAGACUCAUCUUAUUGUAUUCAAUGCCUUGGAAUGGUGCAGUAUAAUUAAGUGAAUGUGUGAUAUCUUGAAAUAAAGUUGUUAUA
Molecule: messenger RNA, 2116 nt
Organism: Liolophura sinensis
Lineage: Eukaryota; Metazoa; Mollusca; Polyplacophora; Chitonida; Chitonidae
Product: large ribosomal subunit protein bL27-like
Exons: 3
Coding region: 5-436 (143 amino acids)
Biological process (GO): translation
Cellular component (GO): mitochondrial large ribosomal subunit; ribosome
Molecular function (GO): structural constituent of ribosome
Source: RefSeq, a predicted model, not a curated record